Messenger RNA from Physcomitrium patens, 3787 nucleotides. RefSeq lists its product as uncharacterized. Gene Ontology annotation, biological process: protein phosphorylation. Lineage: Eukaryota; Viridiplantae; Streptophyta; Bryopsida; Funariales; Funariaceae. The record is from RefSeq and is a predicted model, not a curated record. Gene Ontology annotation, molecular function: protein serine/threonine kinase activator activity; protein kinase activity; ATP binding.
GAACAAUGCCUCUUCUCUCUCUGGUGACGGAGGCCAGCAGCAGGUGAUGCUGUGUUUACCGCGCGGUAAAGUUUGUGCUUCUUUACGUAGGGAGGUGUGAAUGCGACGUGUUACGGAGGGCGAUGGCCUCGGUUAUAAUGUCCACCGAGAGGAGGGAAGGAACUUGAAGCUCCGGAGAAGAAGAAUCUGUGCCUUCGACUGUCUGCUGGCUGCUGUGAGCUCCGGUGUGGUAUUGAUUACGAUGCUGCACUGCGUUAUCGUUUUGGCAGCUGGAAAUUAUUCGAGACCGGCCGCGGUGAAAUCGAAGAGGUCUUGAGGGAAGUAGAGGGUGAGGGGGAGGACGCUGGGGGUUGGAGUUUGAGGCUUGCGUUGACGAACAGCGAAUGUUUAUGCUAGGAAUGGAUGUCUGGUGGGCGGAGGUUGUGUCCAGGCGCCGAUGGAGAGGUUUCGAGGAUUUGUGCGAGCAGUAUUGAGAUCCAACUUAAUUGAGAGCGGAUACAGGAAAAGCUAAGCGAGAUAGCAUACAUAAUUUUAGCACAAGAGUCAAUGGGGGGAGGAGUAGCUUCAGAGGGGCAAAUGGAAAAGCGAAAAUAUCCUUACGGAGCAUCAGAUUACAAGCUGUUUGAGGAGGUAGGACAAGGUGUAACUGCGACAGUGUAUCGGGCACAUUGUAUUCCUUACAAUGAAACCGUGGCCAUCAAGAGCUUGGACCUCGAAAAAUGCAACACCAACUUGGAUGAUAUACGUCGAGAGGCUCAGACAAUGAGCCUUAUCGAUCACCCAAAUGUUGUAAAGGCGUAUUGCAGCUUUGUGGUAGAACAAAGUCUUUGGGUAGUGAUGCCCUUCAUGGCAGGAGGGUCUUUUCUACAUAUCAUGAAAUCAGCUUUUCCGGAUGGAUUUGAUGAGCCUGUUAUUGCAACGGUGUUGAAAGAAACCCUGAAAGCAUUAGAGUAUCUCCAUCGUCAUGGCCAUAUCCAUCGGGAUGUGAAGGCUGGCAACAUUUUAGUCGAUGCAGCUGGAGCUGUUAAGCUUGGCGACUUUGGCGUUUCCGCAUGCUUGUUUGACACUGGUGACAGACAGCGAACCAGAAACACUUUUGUUGGAACACCUUGCUGGAUGGCACCAGAAGUCAUGGAGCAGCUUCACGGCUAUGACUUCAAGGCUGACAUAUGGUCGUUUGGGAUUACUGCACUGGAGCUUGCACAUGGUCAUGCUCCAUUCUCAAAAUAUCCUCCAAUUAAGGUGUUGUUAAUGACGCUACAAAAUGCUCCGCCUGGACUAGACCAUGAGCGCGACAAAAAAUUCUCAAAGUCUUUCAAGGAGAUGAUUGCAAUGUGUCUAGUGAAAGAUCCAGCCAAGCGCCCGAGUGCUGAUAAGCUGCUAAGACAUUCCUUCUUCAAACAGGCUCGUUCAGGUGAUUAUAUAGCACGCAAUGUUUUAUAUGGACUUCCGCCUUUAGGGGAACGUGUAAAGAAGCUGAAGGUCAACGAUGCCAACCGACUUGCUCAAAAUGAGCAGGAAGUGCAAUCCCAGAAUGAAUACAAGAGGGGAGUAAGCGGCUGGAAUUUCGACCUUGACGAUUUAAAGGCAGAGGCUGCCCUGAUACAAGACGGUGAUGAGGAUCUAUCUAUGGUUGUUGGAAAAGACGUGAUAGUCGUGGAAGAACAGGAGGUGACAAAACUCCAAGUUCUCCCCUUUAUGGAGACGGAUGGAGAUGUACCCUCACACUGUCUAACUCCAUCACCUCCACCUUCCCUUAGUCGACAGCCGUCGAUCGAUAGAUUCCAGCAACCAGUUACGAUACAUUCCAUAAUUGCUGAAACUACAAGUGAUGCAGGAGAGCGAGUGACAAGAGUGCGAUCAGGGCCUCUUCCAAAUCCUGUCCAAACCAAGCCUACAAAUGGGAUGAGAGGCCGUUUUGAAGUAUGGGAGGACAAUAAUCCCGAAAGUCCAGUUUCGCAUGGUUCGCCAAGGGAGAGCCGACGAUCAGCGGAGGACAAAGAGCCAUCCCGACGAGAGAGGGACAGCAGAGAAUUUCGCAAAGCUGAUGAUAGAGAGAGAAAAGAGGAUAGAGAACAAAGGCGUUCGGAUGAGCGAGGUGAUCGAGAUGCGUUUCGUCGUGUAGGAAGUUUUGGAUCUGAGCGUGUUCUUUCAUCAAUUCGUGGUCUCACCAUGGAUUCACGAGAACAGGACAGAGACAGAGAUAUUCGCCAAAAUGGACGAAAUGGUGAGGAACUCAUUCGAUACGGGCCACGGGAACGUUCUUAUAGCGGGCCCUUACCCUCUCCUGUUGAUCGUUCUAUUGCCGAUUAUCGGCUAAUCAACGGAGGGAGCAAGGAGACGUUGGAGGAAAAAACCAAAUAUCUUGGCCAAAAGGGUUCGGUGCUCCAGAAAGGACGCUUCUCAGUCACUUCAGAUGACAUGAACUUGGAGGAUUCGCCGCAUGUGAGCUCAAGAAAAUAUUCGAACGUCCCAACACCACUUCACAAGUCCGCCAGUGCUAGCGAGUGGUCCAACGAUCGAAAAGUCCUUGGUUUGCAAAAUCCCGCAUCUCCCAGCCAACAGUCGAUAGCAUCAAGUCAAAAUAUUAGUGGAGCAAUAUCACUUUGCGCUGGAAUUAUGCCUCAGCUACAUCAAAUUCUUCAACAUGGUCAAAGACAACAGGAAGGUAUCUUGAAUCUCAUUCAGUCUCUCAGUCCAACUGACGCUGCCAACUUACAAGCUUUAAAUUCUGCUUCACGUUACCUGCGAAGCUUAAGCGCAAACUCUGUUGAUUCGUCGAGUGGGUGUGGUUCACCAAGAAGUCCACAGUGCGGAUCGCGAAACCGCCCAAGCCAGGUUGAGGCAUCCCAUAAGGGAUACUACAAUUGUCAACUUGAGGUGUCAACAGACAAGGAGCGUGAGCUUCUUCAUCAAGUAUCUGAACUGCAGGCCAGGAUGGCUAACCUUGUUGACGAACUGCAAACAGUGAAGCUGCGAAAUGUUUCGCUUGAACGCCAGUUGAAUGCUAUCUACAACAAAGAGGAAGAAGAAAGGAUAAGGAAAGAGGACGCGGCCAGAGAGAGUGGGUGACCUUUUUAGAGGUCAUCAGCUUGAUAUGCCAGUUAAAGCCGUCGAAGUAUAUAGUGCCUACCAGGUGGGUUACUGAGCUAGGAGUUUAUUUCAGAUUACUAGAUCAAAUUUGAAACAUCUGUCUUCUUGUUUUUAGAACUAGUGUACUCAGAUAUUUCCUCUGACAAAAGAAUGGUAAUACAUCUAGGAUAAAAGUCAGCAAAUAGGAGAUUUCAAGCAGCAGACCGUCGGUUCAAAGAUGAUCAAAAGAGCUCCUUCGUCAAGGCGCGUCAAAACACAGGGCCACAGGCUUCUUACCGAAAAACAUACAUAGUACUGUGUCUCAUGUCUUGUACUUUUGACCUCUUUUGAACCACGGGACAAACACUCUCUGGUUAGAUUAUCGUAACAAUACGAGGAUUUGAUGGAAGUUCUAAGAUGAGGAAUGCCCUGUUGUAUCUGCAUCUAUUCAAGAAUCCUCUCAAACAAGACUGGUUACUCUUCAUUACCUCUGAAAUCUUCGGCCCUCAAGGUGAUAGAGCUGUUAUUUCUUAUUUAUUUUCUUUUAUGAGUGUAGGUUAUCAUACUAUGUAUUGAGAACUUGUUCACUAUGGGCUUGCAUUUCUAACAUCCCAACCAUGAUUGAAUAUUCAUUGUAUCAUGGAGCUUUAUUUGGAAAGUCAGCUGUGUGAAUUAUUAUAUUAGCAAUAAAGAUACUUUUGCUUGUACAGUUUGA